GAUGGAGCUUCGAAUAUGAGAGGUGAAUUCAAUGGUCUUCAGAAACUUAUUAGAGAUGAGAACCCGUAUGCUUUCUAUGUCCAUUGUUUUGCACAUCAAUUGCAAUUGGUAGUCGUUUCUGUCGUAGGUAGUUGCACAUCUAUUCAUGAGUUCUUUGAAUAUGUUAAUAUGAUUGUGACCACAACUAGUGCAUCUUGCAAGAGAAAGGAUUUAUUAUCUAGUAAGCACCGUGAGAACUUAUUGGCCAAGUUAGAUAGCGGUGAUAUUUUUUCUGGAAGAGGGAAACAUCAAGAAACUAACUUGGCCAGAUCCGGGGAUACUAGAUGGGGUUCUCAUUACAAAACUUUAAUUCGUAUUGAAUCCAUGUGGGUUGCUGUGAUAGAGGUGCUAGGGCUUGUACAGGAAGAUGCCCGAAAUCCAACAUCAGCGGGUGGUUUGAUGAGAAUAAUGGAGAGCUUCAACUUUGUGUUCAUUAUGAAGAUGAUGUUGAAAAUUUUUCAUAUUACAAGUGAGUUAUCUCUACUCUUGCAAAGAAAGGAUCAAAAUAUUGUUGAGGCCAUGUCAUUACUGAUUGAUGUGAAAGCACGUUUGCUUAACUUGAGGAAUCAUGGUUGGGAGCCAUUGUUUGCGGAAGUCAAAACAUUUUGUAAACAAAAUGAGAUACCAAUUCCAAAUAUGGAUGAAAUAGUACCAAGAUGGGGCCAAUCAAGACGAAGUAAGAUCAGUGUCACUCAAGACCAUCAUUAUCGUGUUGACAUCUUUUAUGUAGCUCUUGAUGCUAUAAACACAGAGAUGACUCAUCGUUUCAGUGAGCUAUCUUCAGAGUUGCUUAUAUGUUUUUCUUGUCUUGAUCCAAGAGAUAGUUUCUCAAAAUUUGAUGUGCACAAGAUUGCUAGACUUACGGAGAUAUAUGACAUAGAUUUCUCCAUCAGCGAUCGUGCAGUUAUAAAAGAUCAACUUGAAACAUUCAUUCUUCAUGUUCGAAGAGUUGAAGAUUUUAUUGGUUGUCAUGAUCUUGCAAGUCUAGCAACAAAAAUGGUACAAACCCAAAGACAUAUUGUGUUUCCAUUGGUGUACCACCUUAUUGAGUUAGCAUUGGUACUACCAGUUGCAACAGCAUCUGUUGAAAGAGUCUUCUCGGCCAUGAACAUCAUCAAGACUGAUUUGCGCAACAGGAUAUGCGAUGAUUGGCUCAAUGACUUGAUGUUGUGUUAUAUUGAGCAGGAUUUAUUCAGAAGACUAGAUUCUAAUGCCAUUAAGAACCGGUUUCAAGACAUGAAAACAAGGAAGAUGAAUUUGCCUAAGCCUUCUAGUUCUAGACAUAAUUAAUGAUUGUGUUUCCGUUCAUAUGGUUUUAUCAAUUUAUGUUGGGGAUCUUUUCGCCUCGCCUACCAAUUGUCUUAAUUAAGGUAUUUUUUUUAAUUUCUUCUUAAAGUUCGCCCUACCUUCUUUGCUUGUCU
Phragmites australis (common reed) is the source of this 1460-nucleotide messenger RNA. RefSeq lists its product as uncharacterized. The record is from RefSeq and is a predicted model, not a curated record. Gene Ontology annotation, molecular function: protein dimerization activity. Lineage: Eukaryota; Viridiplantae; Streptophyta; Magnoliopsida; Poales; Poaceae. Bases 16 to 1329 code for a protein of 437 amino acids. The transcript has 2 exons.